Molecule: messenger RNA, 1251 nt
Organism: Seminavis robusta
Lineage: Eukaryota; Bacillariophyta; Bacillariophyceae; Naviculales; Naviculaceae
Source: the annotation of a GenBank genome assembly
AUGCAAAACGAAAGCUUCUUCAAGUUGCUACGAGAACCACCUUAUUUCUUGCUGCAUGAUCAAACUAUGCGCCUAUCGCCACACGUCCUCCGUCCCUGGCUUUACUUUGACACUCAAUUCUUCCCAUACUCACCACCGGCCGGUCUGCAACGACCCAAACGCAAACUGAUUCUCACCGAUUUGGCAUGGAACCAUCCAGAUCAAACAUGGGCAUUAUCCAAGUUCCCACGGAGUCUACGAAUGCGAGAACUCCUCCAGGCGUAUAUCGAUCACCCUGACUUUGAUCCAACUUUUUCGUGGACUCGCCACCUCCAGAGAAAAGUGGACAUUGAUCCUUCCGUGGAGUAUGUGGUCUUGUUGGAUAUCGAAACCUGUUUUGAAAUCAACUAUCCCAAAUAUGGCGCCAAUUUACCCACGAGCUCUGACCCUUUAGGAGGCAGACUGCUCGAUGCUGCCGGAGAUCACCCGUGCUUUCACUUUGGCAGCUGCAAGGACUAUAUCAAACGUGUGCUUCAAGCACCACUCUUUCAGCAACACAAUAAUACAACCAGCACACUUGUGUAUAUCGAUUGCAAAUCCGAUGGUCCUGAAACUCGAGUUCGAAAAGAGCUUUUCAAUUCCACCACCCAACUCUCCGUUGUGUCUCUUGAUGCUGACAUUGACCAGUUGGUGGCGGAUGCGGACAUGGGGCUGCCUCCGCCGACUGUCAAGCCAAUCAUUCUCACGAAUCCAGCCCGGGAAGCAAUACGCAAUAGCUGCCAAGCAGAAUCUCACAGACCUUACUUUCUUACAUUUGUGGGGAGUGGGGGCCGUGGUCCUCGAAAAGAACUGUUCAAGCUGCACAAUGGAAACGAUGUGAUCUUGAUGGAAGCUCAUGAGUUUCGGGAGCAAACGAAUGAAACAUUUGCCUCGUUGCUACAAAAGUCAGUGUUUGCGGCAACACCCCGUGGGGAUAAUCGCUAUUCCUACCGAUUCACCGAAGUGCUGAGCGCUGGUGGUAUUCCAGUGGUGCAUUCCGAUGGAUGGGUCUUGCCCUUCAAUCCCAAAUUGGUGGAUUGGACCAAGUGUGCUGUGGUCAUUCCCGAGGCUCGGUUCAAUGAGACGUUGGACAUUCUUCACAGGAUACCACGCAAUAAACGUUGUCAGAUGCGUAGGUAUUGCUACGAAAUCUACCAAAACUACAUGGUGAAUGCAGAAGCAAACAUUGCUGGUAUUUUGGAUACACUGGAUGCUCUGCAUGGCACAAAGUAA